Molecule: messenger RNA, 3856 nt
Organism: Aplysia californica (California sea hare)
Lineage: Eukaryota; Metazoa; Mollusca; Gastropoda; Aplysiida; Aplysiidae
Product: prestin-like
Exons: 4
Coding region: 1-2478 (825 amino acids)
Biological process (GO): transmembrane transport
Cellular component (GO): membrane
Molecular function (GO): chloride transmembrane transporter activity; sulfate transmembrane transporter activity; bicarbonate transmembrane transporter activity
Source: RefSeq, a predicted model, not a curated record
AUGAGUAGCGAAGACAUUUUGAAGAAUGCGCCACAAUACAUGGGGCAGAAACACAGGCGGUCCUCGUGUCCGUCUGUCACUCUCAUGGAGAAGCAGCCCAGGCAAAGCUGUAUCAUACAUACUGCUAGAAGAACAGGAAACACUGUGGGCUAUGAUAGUGGUGAUACUUGCUUUUGCCUGGGGGAGAAGGUCAAGGACAAGAUCUACUGCUCCAACCGGCGCGCGUGGAAGCUCCUGACCACGUACGUCCCCGUCAUCAAGUUCCUCCGCUACUACAAACUCCGAGAGUACGCGGUCUCUGACGUCAUGGCCGGGCUCACAGUUGGCAUCCUGCACAUCCCACAAGCUCUGGCCUUUGGUCAGUUGACCUCGGUCAAGGUCGAGAACGGCCUCUUCACCUCCCUCUGGCCCGUCCUUCUCUACGUCUUCUUCGGCACUUCCGCCCACGUGUCCAUGGGAACCAGCGCGGUCAUCUGCAUCCUGACGGCGGCCACAGUGGACAGGGAAGGGCUGGCGUGGGCGGCUGACAGACCCUGGAUCUUGAACCAAACUGGCAACGGGACGAGUCUUGACGAGGUACCGGAGUACCUGGACUUCAAAGAGGAGCUCGCGAUGGGCGUGGCCUUGAUCUCGGGGAUCAUGAUGAUAGCCAUGGGCUUCCUCAAACUGGGCUUCAUCACGGCCUAUCUGUCAGAGUCUUUCUUCACGGCCUUCACAUCCGCCGCGGCGGUGCACAUCGGCACAAGUCAGCUGCCCGCCAUGUUGGGAAUAAAGGUCGAUCGUUUCGGGGGCAUUUUCAAGAUCAUUUACAGCUACCAGGCGAUCUUUUCCGCCAUCGACACGGUCAAUGUCGCGGCCAUCAUCUGCGCCGUGGUCUCUUGUGCCGUCAUCUUGUUUGUCAAAGAUUGCAUCAACGAGAGGUUCAAACACAAACUCCCGGCGCCUAUCCCUGUAGAGCUCUUUGUCGUUAUCUUCGGCACCAUGGCGUCUUAUUUCGGCCGGUUCAGCGAGCAGUUUGACGUGGUGGUCGUGGGCACCAUCCCAACAGACAUCCCGCCCCCUGUCCUUCCAGUCGAAGGUUUGAAAUACGCCACCAACUACGUGGUCGAUUCCUUCAUUCUGGCUAUCCUCAUUUUCGCCAACACUAUCGCCAUGGCCAAGAUCUGCGCCAAGAAACACAACUACGAAGUAGACGACAGCCAGGAGCUGAUCGCCUACGGGAUGUGUAACGCCGUCAGCUCCUUCUUCAAAUGUUUCCCGUCCAGCGUGGCUCCCCCUCGCUCUAUGGUGGCCAGUGGCAUGAACGCCAGGACCACGCUCAGCGGAAUCUUUUCCUCCAUCCUCAUGCUUCUCGUCAUUCUCUUCAUCUCCAAACUGUUCACAGAACUCCCCAAAGCCGUACUCGGCGCCAUUAUUUUCAUCGCUCUCAAAGGCCUCAUUAUCCAAAUCCUGGACGGUAGGAAGUUUUGGCGUAUCAAUAAAUUCGAUUUCGUUAUCUGGUUUUUCACCUUCUUUUCCACCGUCUUCCUCGAUAUCGAUCUCGGUCUAGGCAUUGGCGUCUGCGUGUCUCUAAUCACUGUCGUGUUCCAGACUCAGUUUUCUCGUGGUUACAAGAUCGGCUGUACCCUCAAAGACCCGGCGCUGGUAGAACACAAGAAAUACCUGGACUCCUCAGAGGUACCUGGCGUCAAAAUCUUCCGCUUUCAGUCGUCCUUAUAUUUCGCCAACGCCGAGAUCUUCCGGAACACGCUGUACAGGUGCACGGUGAACCCGAGGAAGCUGCUGAAGGGUUUGAAGAAAAGAGAGAAGCGUCUGGUGGACGACAACAAGGAGAGGAUCUCCCAAGGACUGCCGCCGGAGCGGCGCCGGAACUCUCUGAUGAUGGGAGAUCUGGGCAUGGUCUCCAGGGACAGCAGUUCCAGCCUCAGCAAGGCCGUGUCGGGAACUGACGCCAGGUUCAACAGCGCGGAGCCCGGGAAAACGGAGAAGUCCUUCACCAUGACACAAGACAGAUACACCAAGAAAAGCGAGAACGGAUUCAACGCCUUCGACCCUCCACGCCGGCGAGAGUCCACCAUCUCCAUCAACUUUGACGAGUACGAGGAAGAUCCAGAGGACGGGGACGAGCUCAUCUCAGACGAGAAGCUCCGGAGCAUGCGCAAGAUCCACCACAUCAUCCUGGACUGUGUGACCAUCAACUACCUGGACGCCUCGGGCGCCAACGUACUGAGCCACAUCUACUCUGAGUUCGCUCACGUCAACAUCAAGCUCUUCCUGGCCGGCUGUUCUCUGGACAUGCGCAGAGCGAUGGAGCAGGCCCGGGUGUUUGACAAGAUCCCACGUGACCACCUUUUCCUGGACGUUCAGGAUGCUCUGGUGGUGGCCAAACCGCUGCGCACCCUGCCCCUGGCCUCGGACGCUUUGGAGGAUUUCUCGGACGAGGAGGCGAUCGAAGACUCUUACGUCACCAAGAUGUGAGUUUAUGGGUCAUAGAUGGCUUGCUAUAGAGAUGAUGGAAGUUUGUGGGGUAUAGCUGGCUUGUUAUAGAGAUUAUGUAAGUUUGUGGGUCAUAGCUGGCUUGUUAUAGAGAUGAUGUACGUUUGUGGGUCAUAUGUGACAUUUUAUAGAGAUGAUGUAAGCGUGUGUGUUAUAAUAUGUGACAUGUUAUAGAGAUAAUGUAAGCGUCUUACUUCUAGCUGGUAUGACAGAGAUUUUGUUACUGUCUAGGGGAAGUUUAAGCGAUCGAUCGAUUAGACAGAUUAAGUGGAAUCAUUGUACAAGAGAGUUGUUUAUAGCUGGUAGGCUAUAGAGAUGAUGUAAGCGUCGUACUUCUAGCUGGUAGGCUAUGGAGAUGAUGUAAGCCUGUUCCUUCUAAUUGGUAUGACAGACAUUAAAGUUCUUGUCUAAAAAAAGUUUAUUAAAACAAUUGAUCAAUUAGAAAGACCUAGAAGAAUCGUUGUAUAAAACAGUUGGUCAUAGCUUACAUGAAACAGAUUUUGUUAAUGUCUAGAGAAAGUUGAACAGUCAGAAAGACUGAGUAGAAUUGCUACAUAACCCUUUUAGUUAUAGCUUGCGUGUCAGAGGUUUUAUCAUUGUCUAGAAAAACUUGAAGAUUGAUCAAUUAGACAGACUGAGUAUUAUAUUAUUAUAUAAGCCUAUCGCUUGUAGCUUGCAUGCAAGGGGUCUCAUCAUGAUCUAGAGAAUUUUUAAAAAAUAAAAUAUUUAAUUGAUUGGAAAGGCUUAAUAGAAUCAUUGCAUAAGCUUGUUCCUUCUAGCUGGCAGGACAGAGAUGUUGUUCUUAUCUAGAGGAAGCUUAAACAAUUUAUCGAUUAGAAAGACUUAGUAGAAUCAUUGUAUUAGACAGUUGGUUAAAGCUGAAAGAUUGAUCAGGAUAGAGGGGCUGAGUAGAACUAUUACAUGCGCAUAUUGUGUAUAGCUUGCAUGCUUUUAGCAAUGUCUAGAGAAAAUCUAAACUUAAGAAAGUGAAUUAUUACUUGAGCCUGUUAGUGAAGCUUGCGUGUCAGAAAUUUCAUCAUUUUCUUGAAUAAGCUUAAACAAUUGAUGCUUCGGAAAGAUUUAUAGUAUUUUCUUUUUUUCUUAUAAAAAUCUGACCAAAAGUAUAGUGGUAUUACCACGAUAUGCUCAGUAUCUAGGGAAUGUUGAAACUGUGAUCUACUGGAAAACUGAAGUGAUAUUAUUAUUGCAUAAUGCUCUUUAGCUUACAACAACAACAACAAUAACAACAACAAUAAAAUCAACGAGCAAUACACUGCGGUAUCAAAUUUAGACAUAGAUGUAACUGACACAACGACGAUAACGACGACAGCUACAACAACAACAUCAACAACAACAGUGU